Messenger RNA from Ficedula albicollis (Collared flycatcher), 1701 nucleotides. RefSeq names its product basic proline-rich protein-like. The record is from RefSeq and is a predicted model, not a curated record. Bases 1 to 1701 code for a protein of 566 amino acids. Lineage: Eukaryota; Metazoa; Chordata; Aves; Passeriformes; Muscicapidae. The transcript has a single exon.
AUGCUCUUCCCGGCGCCUCUGCGGAGCUGCAGAGGGAAGCAGACCCCGACAGGGCAGAGCUCCCCCAGAGGCAGACCCCGACAGGGCAGAGCUCCCCCAGAAGCAGACCCCGACAGGGCAGAGCUCCCCCAGAAGCAGACCCCGACAGGGCAGAGCUCCCCCAGAAGCAGACCCCGACAGGGCAGAGCUCCCCCAGAAGCAGACCCCGACAGGGCAGAGCUCCCCCAGAAGCAGACCCCGACAGGGCAGAGCUCCCCCAGAAGCAGACCCCGACAGGGCAGAGCUCCCCCAGAAGCAGACCCCGACAGGGCAGAGCUCCCCCAGAAGCAGACCCCGACAGGGCAGAGCUCCCCCAGAAGCAGACCCCGACAGGGCAGAGCUCCCCCAGAAGCAGACCCCGACAGGGCAGAGCUCCCCCAGAAGCAGACCCCGACAGGGCAGAGCUCCCCCAGAAGCAGACCCCGACAGGGCAGAGCUCCCCCAGAAGCAGACCCCGACAGGGCAGAGCUCCCCCAGAAGCAGACCCCGACAGGGCAGAGCUCCCCCAGAAGCAGACCCCGACAGGGCAGAGCUCCCCCAGAAGCAGACCCCGACAGGGCAGAGCUCCCCCAGAGGCAGACCCCGACAGGGCAGAGCUCCCCCAGAAGCAGACCCCGACAGGGCAGAGCUCCCCCAGAAGCAGACCCCGACAGGGCAGAGCUCCCCCAGAAGCAGACCCCGACAGGGCAGAGCUCCCCCAGAAGCAGACCCCGACAGGGCAGAGCUCCCCCAGAAGCAGACCCCGACAGGGCAGAGCUCCCCCAGAAGCAGACCCCGACAGGGCAGAGCUCCCCCAGAAGCAGACCCCGACAGGGCAGAGCUCCCCCAGAAGCAGACCCCGACAGGGCAGAGCUCCCCCAGAAGCAGACCCCGACAGGGCAGAGCUCCCCCAGAAGCAGACCCCGACAGGGCAGAGCUCCCCCAGAAGCAGACCCCGACAGGGCAGAGCUCCCCCAGAAGCAGACCCCGACAGGGCAGAGCUCCCCCAGAAGCAGACCCCGACAGGGCAGAGCUCCCCCAGAAGCAGACCCCGACAGGGCAGAGCUCCCCCAGAAGCAGACCCCGACAGGGCAGAGCUCCCCCAGAAGCAGACCCCGACAGGGCAGAGCUCCCCCAGAAGCAGACCCCGACAGGGCAGAGCUCCCCCAGAAGCAGACCCCGACAGGGCAGAGCUCCCCCAGAAGCAGACCCCGACAGGGCAGAGCUCCCCCAGAAGCAGACCCCGACAGGGCAGAGCUCCCCCAGAAGCAGACCCCGACAGGGCAGAGCUCCCCCAGAAGCAGACCCCGACAGGGCAGAGCUCCCCCAGAAGCAGACCCCGACAGGGCAGAGCUCCCCCAGAAGCAGACCCCGACAGGGCAGAGCUCCCCCAGAAGCAGACCCCGACAGGGCAGAGCUCCCCCAGAAGCAGACCCCGACAGGGCAGAGCUCCCCCAGAAGCAGACCCCGACAGGGCAGAGCUCCCCCAGAAGCAGACCCCGACAGGGCAGAGCUCCCCUGGUCCGCAUCAGCCGGGCUGGGACGGGGCAGCGCGCAGGCAGCCGCACCCGGGCUGGCCUGAAAGGAACGUGGUUACUGCGGCGAAAUGAAACGUGGUUGCUUAGCACAAUGAUGCUUCGGGAGGCAGACACUGCACCAGCUCACCCUGCUCUGAAUGAAUAG